AUGGAUGUUUUACUCAUGGACUAUCUAUCAUUUGGUGCCUUUCAGCAACUGGACUGCCUUGCACUCAGACGUUUCCCCCUCAGCAGCCUCCCUCCACUGAAAGGUUCAGGAAUUCAUAAUGUGGUCUUUCUCUGCAGUACUGAACUGUCCAAAGUCCUAUCAAGACUCAGAGAACUGCUGACUGUCUUCAGUCCUGGACUGAUCAGCCAACUCUCAGAUGAAACAGAAUCGUACUCCCCUCAGCUACUUCCACACAGCACCUUGGUGGAGCAGGCAAAGGAAGUUUCCCUCUAUCUACGUUCAAACAAGGACAUUGAUGUGAAUCAAGACUGGAAGUUGGUGCUUCUCUUUAUCCAGGUGGAUCAGCUGUGUGCCUGCGAGCAGCAGCAGGUACUAUCAGAUAUCAAAAAAGUGGUUGAAGACGUGGAUGAGGCUCUGCAGCUGAUGCACACUCAGGAAUCCUUGGAUGAGCUCAUGGUACAAAAGCAUUGGUACCGCGACAGAGAUGACUUCACCGUCACUCUGCAGGACACACCUUUUAUCAGAGACCCUCCAUCUGUUGCUAAUGGAAAGCCUCUCUCUGAGUUCGAAGAGUUAAAGCGCAUUGAUGAUCUGAUGGUGCAGAUGUGGACAAAUCUGCUGCAGCCCACAGAUGACCAACAUAAAACAGCAGACAAUAGAAAUAUUAUCACAUUGCCAUGUCCAACAGAGGACCAACCCUUCUUGCGGACAGAGGGAAAUUCUCCUUCAUAUCAUCACAGCGAAGUCUCUGUUCUUUCUCAGGCAUUGCCAGGGACAGAUAUGCCCUGUGAGGACCUUGGUCCCUCUGCCUCCACACCCACUUCAGUCCAUGAACUCAGGCCUGGAGAUAUCAAAGUAGUGGCUGCUGUGGGAGAUUCAUUGACAGCUGGGAACGGUAUUGCUUCCAGCCCAAACAACAUCCUGGAUGUCCUGCGUCAGUACAGAGGUUUAUCCUGGAGCAUUGGUGGUGAUGAAAACCUUACAACUGUCACCACCCUGCCCAACAUUUUGAAACAUUUCAACCACAACCUGACGGGUUACUCGGUUGGUGUGGGGAAGCAAGACACUCCUCAAGCUUUCCUCAACCAGGCUGUAGCAGGAGCAAAGAGCAAGGAUGUACCAUCACAGGUGCAAGCCUUAGUGGCAAGGAUGAAAAAUGACCCUAGAAUCAACUUUGAAUCAGACUGGAAGUUGAUCACCGUUUUUAUUGGUGGAAAUGACGCCUGUGAGCACUGCCGCAACUCUCUGCUGUUCUCUGUAGAAAAUUAUAUCCGCAAUGUUCAAGAAAGCCUGGAUUUUCUUCACAAGGAGGUCCCUCGGGCUCUGGUGAACCUUGUAGAGUCUAUCCAUAUAUCACCGCUAAGAGAAAUGCACAUUGAGACAUCACUUAAAUGCCCAACUUGGUUAGUAAAUAUUCUGUGUCCCUGUGUUGUUUUGCCAAAGCCCAACUCUGAGGCUCUUCUUAAUUUGGAGAACAUCAACAAAGGCUAUCAGCACGCACUGCAUGAGAUUGUCGAGUCAGGCCGAUAUGAUACUCGCUCAGACUUCACUGUUGUCAUACAACCGUUCUUCAGAGAAAUUGUCGUCCCCAGACAGCCGGAUGGCCGUCCUGAUCGCUCUUUCUUCAGUGCUGACUGCUUCCACCUCAGCCUCAAGGCCCAGACCCUCAUGGCUCGCUCCCUUUGGAACAACAUGCUGGAGCCUGUUGGCAAUAAAACCGCCAAACAGGUGUUUAACACAUCUGCAACUCUGAAAUGUCCAACAAAAACAUCACCUUUUAUUCGGACCUACAACAACAGUAACUACAUCUAUUCUGGCCCCUCCCCAACUCCUGGACCCAUUACAAACUGGGGAAGUGACUUCUCUUGUGGGAAUGUUUCUCCAUCAGACAUUGAGCCAACUUCAGUUCACAAGCUGAGACCGUCAGACAUUCAGGUGGUGGCAGCGCUGGGUGACUCUAUAACAGCGGGAACUGGUGCAAAAUCAAAUAACCUGCUUGAGCUUAAUCAAGAUUAUGGAGGAGUGUCCUGGAGCAUUGGAGGGGAUCAAAGUCUGGAUACUGUCACCACUCUGCCAAACAUCCUGAUGAAGUUCAACCCCUUCUUAAAGGGUGUAUCCAAAGGUCAGGGGUCAAGACAGAAGGGCUUCAACAUGGCUGUUCCUGGAGCAAAGAUCUCAGAACUUCCUGCACAAGUCCAAACUCUUAUCAAUGCCAUGAAAGAAAAUAAGGAAGUCAAUUUUGAAAAGGACUGGAAACUUGUGACAAUAUUCAUUGGGGGAAAUGAUCUUUGCAGUUACUGCUUGGACCAAAAUAAUCUGUCACCUAAGAACUACAGUCACAAUCUUCAACUCAGCUUGGACAUGCUCUCCAAAGAGAUACCGAGACUGUUGGUAAAUGUUGUCGAGAUAAUGCAGAUAAAUUGGUUGAAAUCUGUCCAGAGGAACACACUGGGCUGUUCACUUCUGCAGAGGAUCAGCUGUCCAUGUGUUAUCAACCCAACAGAAAACUCUCCAGAGUUUGAAGAAAUCCGGCAAAUUAAUUAUGAGUACCAGACUGAGCUCAAUCAUCUUAUUUCAGGAGAUCGCUAUGAUAGAAAAGAAGACUUUGCUGUUGUACUUCAACCAUUUUUACACAAUUCUUUCAUCCCUCAAAUUGGGGUGGGUGAGCCGGACCCAAGUUUCUUCUCUGUUGACUGCUUCCACAUAAGUGAGCGAGCUCAUGCUGAGAUGGCCAUCGCGCUGUGGAACAACAUGUUGGAGCCUGUUGGCAAGAAGCAGACCUACAACAACUUCACAUAUGACCGCUCCAAGAUUCACUGCCCCUCUGAGGCCCGACCCUUCAUCUUCACAAAGAUCAACAGUCUAUCAAGUUUACCUGUAUCCACUAUAGCUCCAAACACAACCACCACCAUCACCAGUCCCAGCACUGUGCCAAAGUCUCCUUCCUCCACUCCAGUAUGGGUGCCAGUAGUUGUGGGAAUUGUGAGUUUGUUAGCUGGGAUUGCUGUCUCCUGGAUCAUCCUGGGUCGCUUUCAGCGUCAGAAAAACAAAAACAGUGGAAAUGUAGCAGAAACGAAGGGAACUGGGUUUUGAUAUCUGUACUCACAGCUGAAAUGAGACAUAAUGAUAUGUCAUUACGAUCUAUUUUUAAUGUUUAUCUUACAUAAAAAAAUGUUGAUGUUUGAUCAUGUUUCAUGCUGUAUACAAUAAAUACUGGAAAGCAGAUUUUUGAAUGUGGUGGCAAAAAUGUCAUUCAUGUUAGAGACUCACAUCUUUCUUGUCAGUAUUGGAAAUAUUGCUUA
Molecule: messenger RNA, 3323 nt
Organism: Melanotaenia boesemani (Boeseman's rainbowfish)
Lineage: Eukaryota; Metazoa; Chordata; Actinopteri; Atheriniformes; Melanotaeniidae
Product: phospholipase B1, membrane-associated-like
Exons: 38
Coding region: 1-3114 (1037 amino acids)
Biological process (GO): phospholipid metabolic process
Cellular component (GO): brush border membrane
Molecular function (GO): phosphatidylcholine lysophospholipase A1 activity; A2-type glycerophospholipase activity; retinyl-palmitate esterase activity
Source: RefSeq, a predicted model, not a curated record